Molecule: messenger RNA, 468 nt
Organism: Zygotorulaspora mrakii
Lineage: Eukaryota; Fungi; Ascomycota; Saccharomycetes; Saccharomycetales; Saccharomycetaceae
Gene: MRPS8
Product: mitochondrial 37S ribosomal protein uS8m
Exons: 1
Coding region: 1-468 (155 amino acids)
Biological process (GO): translation
Cellular component (GO): mitochondrion; ribosome
Molecular function (GO): structural constituent of ribosome
Source: RefSeq, a predicted model, not a curated record
AUGUCGUUAGUUAAGUUAGCCAAUAGCUGUGCUCAUAUUCAAAAUUGCUCAAGAGUGAGAAGCACUCUUACAUCAAUUCCAUAUACUAAGUUGCAUUUACAAUUCGCCUAUUCUUUGUACAAACAUGGAUUUUUAUCAUCUUUACAGAAAGGCAGCACCAAAGGGCCAGAUGAAACUACCGUUGAAAUAACCCCCGACAAUAUAUCCACUAGAAGACUGUGGAUUGGGUUAAAAUACAGGGAAAAUAAGCCUAUAAUAAGUGCAUGCACGUUAAUCUCUAAGCCCAAUACUAGAGUGUACCUAACUCAUAAUGACAUGAGAAAGCUGUGCUCUGGUAGCUCUGUAAGAUUGAUUAAGCCGUUGCAGCCGGGUGAACUCAUGUUAGUGAGGACUGAUACAGACGUUAUCGACAUAAAUGAAGCUAUUGCUAAAAAAAUUGAUGGUGAAGUUUUAUGUAGAGUGAAAUGA